Messenger RNA from Penicillium paradoxum, 957 nucleotides. Its product is annotated as Dehydrogenase multihelical. The transcript has 3 exons. Gene Ontology annotation, molecular function: oxidoreductase activity, acting on the CH-OH group of donors, NAD or NADP as acceptor; NAD+ binding. Lineage: Eukaryota; Fungi; Ascomycota; Eurotiomycetes; Eurotiales; Aspergillaceae. The coding region runs from base 1 to 957 and encodes 318 amino acids. Gene Ontology annotation, biological process: fatty acid metabolic process. The record is from RefSeq and is a predicted model, not a curated record.
AUGACUGCCUCUCCCAUCAAGACUGUUGCUGUGAUCGGCACUGGUGUCAUUGGAGCCAGCUGGACAACACUAUUCCUUUCCCAUGGCCUGAAAGUCAUUGCGACAGAUCCAGCACCAGAUGCGGAGGCGAAGCUUCUUGAAUAUCUGCACAAGAAUGCUUCUUCCAUUAAAAAUGCCAAACUGACUCCAGAAGAUUUCUUGAAGAACCUCACAUUCGUGAAAGAUCUCGAUCCUCAUCUUGGAGAGAUAGAUCUAAUCCAAGAAAAUGGACCUGAAAGACUGGACUUCAAGCGCCGUCUAUUUGCCCACUUGGAUGCAAACACCCCAGAGCAUGUGAUUAUUGCAUCUUCCUCAUCGGGACUUCCAUCUUCAGACUUCAUCACCGACUGCAAGAGGAAUCCAGCCCGUGUGCUGAUCGGACAUCCGUUCAACCCACCCCACUUGGUGCCCCUGGUGGAGGUCGUUCCCCAUCCUGGAACCGGCGAAGAAUACGUGACAGCUGCAUUCCAAUUUUACAGCAGUCUGGGCAAAGACCCUGUUCUGGUCAAGCGAGAAACCCCGGGUUUCAUUGCAAACCGGCUCCAGGCCGCUGUCUGCGCUGAAGCCUACAGCCUUAUCUCACGGGGCAUUAUUUCUGCCGAAGACCUUGAUAAAACUAUGACAUCUGGCCUUGGCCUUCGCUGGGCACUCUCCGGUCCUAUCAUGACCAAUACCCUCGGGGGAGGUGCAAACUUCGGUCAUUUCAUGGAUCACUUGGGCCCUGCGUUGAAGAGCUGGCUUGACGACAUGCAAAAGCAUCAAUUUGACUUUGAAUCGCGAGAAUCUGUCGAGGGUCUCAAAAGCACAGUCAAUGAGUGGGUCUCGGAUGUCGAUCUUGACGAAGUUGCGAAGAACCGGGACACCUUCUUGGCUGGUCUGGUAGCCGAUCGAUUCGGCGACAAGAAGAGUGAUAAUUAA